AUGGCGAUUCAAUGGAACACGGCCACCGAAGACGAAAUCAUCCAGCAUUGCUUGCGUUCCAACCCGGACCGCGACGUCGUCAGCGAACUAGACGGAGGACUCUCAGUCGUCAGGAUUUCAGAAGACGCAGUUGUCAAGUGCGGAUUCGGCGUCAGCCAGUUCGAGGCCGCAAACCAACAGCGAGCAUACGAGAUUCUUGAUCCGGCAAUCAUACGAGUCCCCCGAGUCUAUCGCUUUUUCGUUAGGGACCUCAAUGGCUAUCUCAUCAUGGAGUACAUCGACGGCCAGCCCGUCUCCUCCACGAUGGAUCCUGACGCCUACUUGCAGCCAAUGGCAAAGGUCCUCAAGAUUUUCGAACAGGUGCAACGAGCCAAGCCGGGGCCUUUUCACAAGAGCGUCGCUUUCGGCCAGCUGUGGCUGGACUACGAUCCCAUCGCUCCCGCUGCCGUAUCAGACAUCGAGGAGUACUACAACAAGCGACAGUUGAAGAAUUCAACCCAUCUCAACCUAGCCGGCUAUCCGCUAAUCUUCUGCCAUCUCGAUAUUGCUCCUCGAAACAUCCUUGUCUUGGGAGAUGGCUCUCUUUGCCUCAUCGACUGGAACUCCGCUGGCUUUUACCCGAGACUGUUCGAACGGACCGCGUUAGCAAUCAAUGUACGAGCAGAGAAUGACUGGAACACCAAACUCCUGGCGCUGUUAGAUGGGCUCGAUGAGGGUGAGAAAUCUCAGGCUCAGCUACUGGAGCGAGCUUACUAUCUUGGGCAGAGAUACAUAUACCGAACGCAAAAAUUCAAGCCUCAACUACCGCCCGGAAUGGUGCCCCCAAAGAAGGGCAAAAGAGCGACUGCCUCCGGGAAGAGGAAAACGAAAAGUAAGCAAGAGACGAGCGCGGAAAAGAAAUAA
Trematosphaeria pertusa is the source of this 903-nucleotide messenger RNA. RefSeq lists its product as uncharacterized. The transcript has 2 exons. The coding region runs from base 1 to 903 and encodes 300 amino acids. The record is from RefSeq and is a predicted model, not a curated record. NCBI's taxonomy places the organism in Eukaryota, Fungi, Ascomycota, Dothideomycetes, Pleosporales, Trematosphaeriaceae.